Sorex araneus (European shrew) is the source of this 2231-nucleotide messenger RNA. RefSeq names its product shadow of prion protein (gene SPRN). Gene Ontology annotation, molecular function: nucleic acid binding. The record is from RefSeq and is a predicted model, not a curated record. Gene Ontology annotation, biological process: protein import into nucleus. The coding region runs from base 165 to 602 and encodes 145 amino acids. Lineage: Eukaryota; Metazoa; Chordata; Mammalia; Eulipotyphla; Soricidae. The transcript has 2 exons. Gene Ontology annotation, cellular component: nucleus; membrane.
CUCCCUGGCUCCAUCUGGGGUGGGGGGACGAGCUCCGCCCCCAGCCUAGGGCGGAGGCUCCGCGCAGCGGCUCCCGGAUCCGGGCUCACCCAGGCUCCCGCUCGCCCGGCUGCAGCGUCGCCGCGACCCGCGGCUCCACCGAGGCCCGACGCGGGUCCCUGAAAAUGAACUGGACGGCGGCCGCGUGCUGGGCUCUGCUGCUGGUGGCCGCCUUCCUCUGCGACAGCGGUGCGGCCAAGGGCGGCCGUGGAGGGGCGCGGGGCAGUGCCCGGGGCGGGCUGCGCGGGGGCGCGCGGGGGACCUCGCGGGUGCGUGUCCGGCCCGCGCCCCGGUUCUCGGGCUCCUCAGCUCGUUUGGCUGCGGCGGGGGCGGCUGCGGGGGCAGCAGCAGGGGCAGCUGCUGGGCUGGCAGCGGGUGGGGCCUGGAGGCGGGCCCCGGACCCCGGACCCCGGGGCCUGCAGGACGAGGACGCUGGCCCUGACGGGAACGGGACCGUGUACAGCUACCUGGUGCUGACCUCGGGCGCCAGGCCCCCCGCCGGCCCCCGCCUCUGCCUGCUGCUGGGUAGUGUGCUGGGAGCCCUGGCACUGCGAGGCCUCUAGCCCCCUCAACUCAGCCCACCGCGGGUGGUCAGCGUCAGCCUGACCCAGGACCCCGGGUCUGCCCCAAAGGCAGCCGCCCAGCACUCAGACCGCCUCUGAUGCACCCAUGCUGGCCUCACGACCUGCCCCCGUUGGCCGGGCUGGCUGUGGCAGGACACCCAGCUGUCCCCAGACAGAAGAGACACAAGUGGUUCCAGGGACUCUCGCUCUGGCCCUUGGUGGUCCUGCCAGCAGCCUCGUCUCCCUCUGGUGCCACCCUGGAGCCCACUGCACAUUCCGUCCUGCCUUGGAACAGGCCAACUGCACAUUUCCCGGAACCUCAGGCCGCGUGAGAAGCCACACGUUCCAACCCAGGCCUUCCCAACCCUGCUGUCGGGGCCCAGCCCAGGCUCGGGACAGCAGCCAGCAGCCCCCUGAAGAGCCCAGGGGCAGCCAUCCCGUGGCUCAGUGUUCUCACGACGCAGCCCCUCAGAGGCCGAGACUCGGGCAUGAGGAAGGCUCAGAUCACAGCCACCACCGCCCAGCAGAGGUCCUGGGGCAGGGCUGAGGCAGGCGGGAAAAGCACAGCAGACGCUCAGCUCCCACUGGCUUUGCUCUGAGAAGCCCCACCCAGAGCGCUGGCCCUGGGCAGUGGCCACAUCCCCAACCUCCUCCCUGAGCUCAGCUCGGGGGGCUGCUCCCACCAUGGUGUCCACCUUUCCCAAGGCCAGGCCUCCAGCUCCUCUGGCCGUCCUCUGGUGCUCAGCAGAGCCUGCCCGUUGCCCCUGGCUCAGGACAGCGGGAGGACCAGGAACCAGCACUGUCCAGACGGGGCAGGACACACCUCCUGCAAUCCCUCAUUCGCACUGCCAGGCCUUCAGACCACAAAGGCCACCAGAGGCGGGGCCUCUGGGGCAGCAGCCAUCCUGGCCUCGACCCAGUCCCAGCCGCAGCUGGAGCAUCUCCACAGAGAACCUGCCAAUGCUGCUCUCUGGACCCAGGACCGUGGCCUCUCGACACCACCAGACAGGAGCUGCAGCAGGACCAGACCUGCAGCGUGGGGCACACCUGAGUCCAGUGCUGCCUCCCCACCUGUCUAACCAGGCAGGCCCAGGCCGUGAUAGGCAGGAGUGGAGAGUUGGAGGGUAAGUGCAGAACAAGCCAGUGUGGCAUGGGGUGGCCCCGGGAGUAGGUCAGACCCAGACAGGGCAGCGAGGGGAGGGGGCCCCGGAAAGGAGUGGGGGCAGCGCCACAAAGGCCUCCCCUGGGGCUAGAGAACACGUAGGUAGGGCAUCUGCGUUGCCUGCAAACCCAGGUUCGAUCUCCAGCAUCCCAUAUGGUCCCCUAAGGUCACCAGGAAUUACUCCUGAGCACAGAGCCAGGAGUAAGACCUGAGCACCUCUGAGGUAUGAUCCAAAAAAACAAGAACAAAAGAUUUUCCCUGGCCAAUAAACAGGAACACUGGGCCCUGGAUCCGUGGCCCUCUGUGGCCGUAUCUGCUGGGCACUCAGAUGCAGCAAGGCCUCCGGGCCUCCAGUGACAACAGUGAGCCUAGCCCAGUCCCCACACGGCUGGGCCAGGAGGACAGUGUCCAGAACUGUGCACGUUUUCCUGGUGUUGAAAUAAACAUCUGCUGGUGACCAGAGGAGA